Molecule: messenger RNA, 1515 nt
Organism: Sitophilus oryzae (rice weevil)
Lineage: Eukaryota; Metazoa; Arthropoda; Insecta; Coleoptera; Curculionidae
Product: putative nuclease HARBI1
Exons: 3
Coding region: 321-1421 (366 amino acids)
Source: RefSeq, a predicted model, not a curated record
UUUUUCAGCUUUAAAAUAAGCUUUGUUUUGGUUCACGUUUUAGGACUAUUCGCACAUGCGUCGUAAGCGUUUUAUGUUUUGGUUCAUUCGGAAUUGAUUCUGAAUGUUUACACAUCUGUUUUGGUUUCUAGCUGGGACUGGUUCUGGACCGUUCUAGGAUCGUCCUAGCGAUUCGCGCCUCUCAGUAGGGACGGUUUACGAAUUAACAGUUCGCACAUGCGCAAACAAUAAUAAUCUUGUAAAACCAAAAUAUUUUCUUUUUAUAUUUUUUAAAAAGGCAGGAAAGAUCGAAGAAGACAAUUACCCAACAAUUACCUAUCAUGGAUGCUUCAGUUUUAAUGGAACUGAUCUGUUCAAGCAGUAGCAGUGAGGAAAGUUCGGAUGAUGAAAAUUUUUUAAAAGUAGUUUUGCCCGAAGUUCUGGAGCACCACCAGAAGAAUGAAAAUUAUGCUGAAAUAAUUAUGCCAAUGUACACAGAAAAAGAGUUUGCUGAACAUUUUAAGGUGCCAAGAAGUCUUAUUGCAGAACUUGCUGCAGAGUUUGAAGAUUCUGUAUACUACCCAAAAAAAGAAACAGGGUUUCCAAGAAUAGGUGCACCAAAAUGUCUUUGUGUUUUUGUUUGGUAUGCGACACAUGAAGCUGCUUCAUUCCGAGAUGUUAGCGACAGGUUUAAUAUAGCAGUUAGUACUCUCCACAAUAUUAUUUACAAUGUGGCUCAUUUCUUAAGCUACAAGUCAAAUGAAAUAAUCACUUGGCCAACAGAACAGGAAAAAGUUGGAAUAGAACAAGAUUUUUUGGAAAUGGGGUUUCCAGGUGUCAUUGGAUGUAUGGAUGGUUCCCAUGUAAGGAUUGAUCAGCCCAAAAAUGAUCCUGAAAGUUACUUGAAUCGAAAGAAAUUCUAUUCAAUCCAGUUUCAGGUGGUUUGUGACUCAAAAAAAAGAAUUCGGGAUAUCUUUAUUGGCUUCCCAGGAUCGGUCCAUGAUGCAAGAGUGUUUAGCAACUCCCCUUUAUAUCAGUCAUUAAAUCAAAAAUGUGGAGAAAAAGUAAUUUUAGCAGACAGCGCCUAUCCAUGUCUCAGAAACAUUCUGACACCAUAUAAAGACAACGGUCAUCUCAGUGCCACAGAAAAAAAUUAUAAUUAUAAGUUGAGCCACUGUCGUAUUAUAAUUGAGCACACUUUUGGUAAUUUAAAGCAAAAAUUCAGACAAUUAUACCAUUUAAAAUUACGUGGUGAGGUUCUAAUAUGCCAUUUUAUUAGAGCAUGUUGCGUGCUAUACAAUUUAUCUUUAAAUAAAGAAGACGUUGAAGAAGUUCAACAAGAAGAGGGUCAUCCAAAUAUUCAAAACCAGCACCAAGUGGAGGAUAAUAUUGCCGGACAAGCCUAUCGCAAUUAUGUUGCAGCUGAAUUGUAUAUUCAAUAAAAAAAAUAGUUUAGUUUUGGAUACGUUAGUUGCUAGUAAAAGUCAUUAUACUGAAAAGCUUAUUAUUUAUUUAAAAAAAUAAAGACUACUCCAG